UUGGUCGCCGCAUUCCCGCUCUCCUUCCCGAACCGCCAUUUUGAAAAUCUUGUUGAUUCUAGGAAGCCGAGCGCGCGGCGUGAGCGUCACGCCAGACAGCGGACCGCGCGCCCUCUCCUCGGCGUCGGCCGCCGCCGCCUUUUAGAACCUCCUCGUGCCCUCGCACGCCAGACCCGCGGCGGCCGGAACCCGCGGUUCACAGCAUGUCUGCCUCGGCCCCUGCGGACGGAGAGGGAACCCCCGCCGAGCCCGCGUCCGAGAAGGAACCCGAAAUGCCCGGUCCCAGAGAGGAGAGCGAGGAGGAAGAGGACGAGGACGACGACGAGGAGGAGGAGGAGGAGGAGGAAAAAGAAAAGAGUCUCAUCGUUGAAGGCAAGAGGGAAAAGAAAAAAGUGGAGAGGUUGACAAUGCAAGUCUCUUCCUUACAAAGAGAGCCAUUUACAAUUGCACAAGGAAAGGGGCAGAAACUUUGUGAAAUUGAGAGGAUACAUUUUUUUCUAAGUAAGAAGAAAACUGAUGAACUUAGAAAUCUACACAAACUGCUUUACAACAGGCCGGGCACUGUGUCCUCAUUAAAGAAGAAUGUGGGUCAGUUCAGUGGCUUUCCAUUUGAAAAAGGAAGUGUCCAGUAUAAAAAAAAGGAAGAAAUGUUGAAAAAAUUUAGAAAUGCCAUGUUAAAGAGCAUCUGUGAGGUUCUUGAUUUGGAGAGAUCAGGUGUAAAUAGUGAACUAGUGAAGAGGAUCUUGAAUUUCUUAAUGCAUCCAAAGCCUUCUGGCAAACCAUUGCCAAAAUCUAAAAAAACUUCUAGCAAAGGCAGUAAAAAGGAACGGAACAGUUCUGGAAUGGCAAGGAAGGCUAAGCGAACUAAAUGUCCUGAAAUUCUGUCAGAUGAAUCUAGUAGUGAUGAAGAUGAAAAGAAAAACAAGGAAGAGUCUUCAGAUGAUGAAGAUAAAGAAAGUGAAGAGGAGCCACCAAAAAAGACAGCUAAAAGAGAAAAACCUAAACAGAAAGCUACUCCUAAAAGUAAAAAAUCUGUGAAAAGUGCUAAUGUUAAGAAAGCAGAUAGCAGCACCACCAAGAAGAAUCAGAACAGUUCCAAAAAAGAAAGUGAAUCUGAGGAUAGUUCAGAUGAUGAACCUUUAAUUAAAAAGUUGAAGAAACCCCCUACAGACGAAGAGUUAAAGGAAACAAUAAAGAAAUUACUGGCCAGUGCUAACUUGGAAGAAGUCACAAUGAAACAGAUUUGCAAAAAGGUCUAUGAAAAUUAUCCUGCUUAUGAUUUAACUGAAAGAAAAGAUUUCAUAAAAACAACUGUAAAAGAGCUAAUUUCUUGAGGUAAGAGGACAGAGAAGAUGACUCGUUCUCAUAGAUUUGAAGAUCGGAUUUAUACCAUUAUACCAGCAAAGAGAAUGUAUUUCCUUUUCUAAAUCUUGUUAAGCAAUGUUAGUAGAACUUACUGCUGACCUUUUUAUCUUGAGUGUUGAUGUGAAUUUGAGUUUGCUGUUUUAAAUUGCAUUUCUAUGCCAUUUUUAGUUUGAAAUCUUGCAUGGCAUUAAUUAUUACUUGCUUUUAUAGGUGUAUUUUGUAAAUUUUGGAUUUCUUUAUAUAAGGUCAUCAUAGAUUCUUGAACUGUUGUGGUUUUUAGUGCACUUAACAUUAGCUUGCUUAAGACAUACUUUUAAAUCAAGUAGAACAAAAACUAUUAUGACUGGCAUUUAUACACACAGAUACUGCAUUUAUACACACAGAUACUGCAGUAUUUAGUAUAUGAAAUAUUUUGAAUACACAUCGUCAUGUGAAAAUUCAAUGGCAGUGUGUUCAUCAUAUUAAAAAUAUACAAGCAACAGUUGUCCAGAUGACUGAAUUGGAAGUUUUCUCUUGCAUGUGUAUAUAUGUCAAAUUGUCAGCAUGACAAAAGUGACAGAUGUUAUUUUUGUAUUUUUAAAAACCAAUUUGUUGUAUAUAGUUUUUUUAUUUCUUUUGUGCAGAUCACUUUUUAAACUCACAUAGGUAGGUAUCCUUAGAGUUGUAGACUACGGUAGACUAUGGAACGUCAGUGUUCAGCUAGACAGUAUGAUGGAGCAGUGAAAGUCAAUUCAGUGAUGGGAACACUGAAGGAAUAGACAGUUCUCCUGCUUUGCCUCCCAAGUGUCAUCAAUUUGUAACUUUAGUAUUAACUCUGUAAAAGUGUCUGUAAGUACAUUUUAUAUUAAGGACAGACCAAAAAUCAACACAUCAAAGCUUCAAAAACUUUGGGAAAUGGUGGGGUUAUGUACAAGCACAUUUGGCUUAAAUGAACCAAUUUUUAUUAACUGCUUUUGCCCAUAUAAAAUGCUGAUAUUUACUGGAAUCCUAGCCACCUUCAUAAUUAGGAAUAAAGUACCAGAUAAUAAUGCUAGAAUAUAAUGUUGCAGGCAGUGGUGGAUAUCUCUUACAAAGGGUGUUUCAAACAUGAUCAUGUACUUCUACAUCAAAGACGUUAGUGUGUUUCUGGAGUUGGGGCUCUUGGCUUUUAAAGUUUGGCUAAUCAGGAUUCUAGAUUAUCAAUAUAAUGGACCACUCCUGAAUGACACUGACUUUGUCUUUCAAAUUUGGUGUCUUAAAUCAGUUUAUUAAAUCUGAAUUUUAAAACA
Saimiri boliviensis boliviensis (Bolivian squirrel monkey) is the source of this 2633-nucleotide messenger RNA. It is a transcript of the gene DEK, whose product is annotated as DEK proto-oncogene. Gene Ontology annotation, molecular function: DNA binding; histone binding. Gene Ontology annotation, cellular component: nucleus. Lineage: Eukaryota; Metazoa; Chordata; Mammalia; Primates; Cebidae. Gene Ontology annotation, biological process: chromatin organization; regulation of double-strand break repair. The record is from RefSeq and is a predicted model, not a curated record.